GGGUUGGGAACGCAUGAGAAAAAGGGGAGGUUGCUGGAGGGCCAGAGAGGAGGAGUUUCCCUCCGGACUCAAGAUCCAGUUUCAACAAGUGUUUCUGUCCAGAGAAGGAGCGGAGAGGGAACCCGCCGUCUAUUUAAAGACUGGGCCUCUCCAAUGCUCCUUUUGCCCAUCCGCUGCCUCUAGCCCACCCUUCUCUUCUCUUCUCUUUUUCCUUUUUUGAAGGAUUCUUGCUGGCAUUGCCUCCUUUUCUUGCUCCUAUUUUCGACCACCGCCGCUGCCGCCUCUUGGUCCUGUCCCCCAUCUCCUGUUCCAGCCAAGAUGGGGAAAGGGACAGGACGAGAGUCUACGCUUCCGGGGGCCACGCCAGAAAAUGGCGGCGGGAAGAAGAAGCAGAAGGAGAAGGAGCUGGAUGAGCUCAAGAAGGAAGUCAACCUGGAUGACCACAGGCUCUCCCUGGACGAAAUCAGCAGGAAGUACCAAGUGGACCUCUCCCGGGGUCUGACCAACACACGGGCAGCGGAGAUCCUGGCGCACGAUGGGCCCAACGCCUUGACCCCUCCGCCGACCACUCCGGAGUGGGUCAAGUUUUGCCGGCAGCUCUUUGGGGGCUUCUCCAUCCUCCUCUGGAUCGGGGCCAUCCUCUGCUUCUUGGCCUACAGCAUCCAGGCCGCCAUGGAGGACGAGCCCGCCAACGACAACCUGUACCUGGGAGUGGUCCUGGCGGCGGUUGUGAUCGUCACGGGAUGCUUUUCUUACUACCAGGAGGCCAAGAGCUCCAAAAUCAUGGACUCCUUCAAGAACAUGGUGCCUCAGCAAGCCCUUGUGAUCCGGGAGGGAGAGAAGAUCCAGAUCAAUGCUGAGAACGUGGUGGUGGGAGACCUGGUGGAGGUGAAGGGGGGAGACCGCGUCCCCGCAGACCUCCGGAUUAUCUCCUCCCACGGAUGCAAGGUGGACAACUCCUCCUUGACCGGAGAGUCAGAGCCCCAGACCCGUUCGCCCGAAUUCACCCACGAAAACCCACUGGAGACCCGCAACAUCUGCUUCUUCUCCACCAACUGCGUGGAAGGAACGGCCCGGGGCAUCGUCAUCUCCACGGGGGACCGGACGGUGAUGGGGCGCAUCGCCUCCUUGGCAUCUGGCCUGGAGGUGGGCCGUACCCCCAUCGCCAUGGAGAUCGAGCACUUUAUUCGCAUCAUCACCGGGGUGGCCGUCUUCUUGGGCCUCUCCUUCUUCAUCCUCUCCCUCAUCCUCGGUUACAGCUGGCUGGAGGCCGUCAUCUUCCUCAUCGGGAUCAUUGUGGCCAAUGUCCCAGAAGGGCUACUGGCCACCGUCACGGUGUGCCUGACCCUGACCGCCAAGCGCAUGGCGCGCAAAAACUGCCUGGUCAAGAACCUGGAGGCCGUGGAGACCUUGGGCUCCACCUCCACCAUCUGUUCGGACAAGACUGGAACCCUGACCCAGAAUCGGAUGACUGUUGCCCACAUGUGGUUCGACAACCAGAUCCACGAAGCCGACACCACCGAGGACCAGUCUGGAGCCACGUUCGACAAGCGCUCUCCCACCUGGACUGCCUUGGCCCGCAUUUCGGGGCUUUGCAACAGAGCUGUCUUCAAAGCGGGGCAGGAGAACAUUCCCAUUUCCAAGAGGGACACAGCCGGAGACGCCUCCGAAUCGGCCCUCCUGAAAUGCAUCGAAUUGUCCUGUGGGUCCGUCAAGAAGAUGAGGGAGAAGAACCCCAAAGUGAACGAGAUCCCCUUCAACUCCACCAAUAAGUACCAGCUGUCCAUCCACGAGUUGGAAGAGAGGCCCAAUGGCUACAUCCUGGUGAUGAAGGGGGCCCCCGAGAGGAUCCUGGACCGCUGCUCCACCAUCUUGUUGCAAGGGCAGGAGGUCCCCCUCGACGAGGAGAUGCGGGACGCCUUCCAGAACGCCUACCUGGAGUUGGGGGGCCUGGGGGAGAGAGUGCUGGGCUUCUGCCACUACUACUUCCCCGAAGACCAGUUUCCCCGGGGCUUUAAGUUUGAUGUGGAUGAGAUCAACUUCCCCAUCACCAACCUCUGCUUUGUGGGGCUCAUGUCCAUGAUCGACCCUCCGCGAGCAGCUGUGCCGGACGCCGUGGGCAAAUGCCGGAGCGCCGGGAUUAAGGUCAUUAUGGUGACUGGUGACCACCCGAUCACAGCCAAGGCCAUUGCCAAGGGAGUUGGCAUCAUCUCCGAGGGAAACGAGACGGUGGAGGACAUCGCAGACCGGCUCAACAUCCCCGUCAACCAGGUCAACCCCAGGGAAGCCAAGGCUUGUGUGAUCCAUGGCUCCGACCUCAAGGACAUGGCUGCUGACCAACUGGAUGAGAUCCUCAAAAACCACACGGAGAUUGUCUUUGCCCGCACUUCCCCACAGCAGAAACUCAUCAUUGUGGAAGGUUGCCAGCGGCAGGGGGCCAUCGUGGCCGUGACCGGGGACGGCGUGAAUGACUCUCCUGCCCUCAAGAAGGCCGACAUUGGCAUCGCCAUGGGCAUCGCUGGCUCUGACGUCUCCAAACAGGCUGCGGACAUGAUCCUCCUGGAUGACAACUUUGCCUCCAUUGUGACAGGCGUCGAGGAAGGUCGCCUGAUCUUUGACAACCUGAAGAAGUCCAUUGCCUACACGCUCACCAGCAACAUCCCUGAGAUCACGCCGUUCCUCUUGUUCAUCAUCGCCAACAUCCCUCUGCCCCUGGGCACCGUCACCAUCUUGUGCAUCGACCUAGGCACUGACAUGGUUCCAGCCAUCUCCUUGGCGUAUGAGGCGGCCGAGAGCGACAUCAUGAAGCGGCAGCCAAGGAACCCCAAGACAGACAAGUUGGUCAAUGAGCGCCUCAUCAGCAUGGCCUAUGGGCAGAUCGGUAUGAUCCAGGCCCUUGGGGGAUUUUUCACCUAUUUUGUGAUCCUGGCCGAGAACGGUUUCCUACCCACCACUUUGCUGGGGAUCCGUUUGGACUGGGAUGACCGCUCCAAAAAUGAUGUGGAGGACAGCUAUGGCCAGGAGUGGACCUAUGAGCAGCGGAAAGUGGUGGAGUUCACCUGCCACACGGCCUUCUUUGCCAGCAUCGUGGUGGUCCAGUGGGCUGACCUCAUCAUCUGCAAGACCAGGAGGAACUCUGUCUUCCAGCAGGGCAUGAAGAACAAAAUCCUGAUCUUUGGCCUCCUUGAAGAAACCGCCUUGGCUGCCUUCUUGUCCUACUGCCCUGGCAUGGGGGUGGCUCUGCGCAUGUACCCUCUCAAGGUCACUUGGUGGUUCUGCGCCGUCCCUUACAGCUUGCUGAUCUUCAUUUAUGAUGAAGUUCGGAAACUCCUCCUCCGUCGCUACCCUGGCGGCUGGGUGGAGAAGGAGACCUACUACUAAACCAGCAAAGCCACCCAGGAGACUCCAACCGGGAACCGUGUCCCUCACAUACCCAUGUAGCCAAAACUCGUAGUUGGCAGGAUGCAAUAAAAGUCACUUAACCACUUCUC
Messenger RNA from Sceloporus undulatus (fence lizard), 3491 nucleotides. RefSeq names its product sodium/potassium-transporting ATPase subunit alpha-2. Gene Ontology annotation, cellular component: membrane. Bases 319 to 3381 code for a protein of 1020 amino acids. The record is from RefSeq and is a predicted model, not a curated record. Lineage: Eukaryota; Metazoa; Chordata; Lepidosauria; Squamata; Phrynosomatidae. The transcript has 23 exons. Gene Ontology annotation, molecular function: P-type sodium:potassium-exchanging transporter activity; ATP binding; ATP hydrolysis activity. Gene Ontology annotation, biological process: intracellular potassium ion homeostasis; intracellular sodium ion homeostasis; sodium ion export across plasma membrane.